This is a messenger RNA of Emiliania huxleyi CCMP1516, 1029 nucleotides long. RefSeq lists its product as hypothetical. The record is from RefSeq and is a predicted model, not a curated record. The transcript is spliced from 3 exons. NCBI's taxonomy places the organism in Eukaryota, Haptophyta, Isochrysidales, Noelaerhabdaceae. Gene Ontology annotation, biological process: transmembrane transport. Gene Ontology annotation, cellular component: membrane. Gene Ontology annotation, molecular function: transmembrane transporter activity. The annotation marks the transcript as partial.
UGAUCGAUCGCAAAGCCGCAUAGAAAUGGCAGACUCUGCGCAGAGCUUCAUCUUUAUUGGCCUCGCCACGCUCAACAUCGUCAUAUCCCUCGACGGCGGCGGCGUGCCUGCGGCGCUCACAAAUAUCCAGCUCAGGUUCGGGCUGCAGGCGUGGCAGCUCGGGCUGCUCGGCUCGCUGGUUUACGUCGGGCAGGCGACAGGAUGCCUGCUCGGCGGCCCGCUCCUCAAGCGCUUUUCUCCCACGCGCGUGUGCCGCGUGAUGGUCUGCCUCAACACGGCGAUGACGGCGAUGUUUGCGAGCAGUCAGAAUUCUGCCUGGCUGCUGAGCACGCGCUUCUUCAUCGGGCUGCUGCAGGCUCCCACGUCGGUGUAUUUCCCCGUCUGGGUCGACGAGUACGCCCCGCCGGAGCGGCGCACCCGCUGGAUGGCCCUCAUCCAGGGAGGGACGCCGCUCGGCAUCAUGCUCGGCUACGCCAUCUCGGGCGUCAUGACCCUCGACAAGGAGCUCGGGGACGGGUGCCAUGCCGGGUACAUCGAGCACGCAGGCAGCUGCCUCAGCACUGAGGGCUGGCGAGUCCCCUUCUACGUCCAGUCGGCUGUGCUCGUCUGCUUCACCAUCGCCGGCUUCUUCCUCCCCCAAAAGUCCUUUGACCUUCCCGACACGGUUGACGCCGGGCUGCGGCAGGCGCAACGCCAGUCGCGCUUCUCGCAGCAGCCACCGCCUUCGUUGCGGGAGGACGCCUCGCACGCCGCAGAGGCGUACGACGAGACGCCGCCGAUGAUCAAGCCGCCGCAGGUCGCGCGCAAGCCCACCAACCUCGACAUCGCGCUCGAGAAGAUCUCGUCGCGCAUCACGAGCGUGCCUCACGGCACGCACAACGAGCAGCACAGCGUGCUCGGCCGCGAGCGGCUCGACUCGGGCAUGCUCGUCGUCGAGGCGGCGCGCGAGGUCUUCUCCCUCAGCCGGCGGGCGAGCGCGCCGGUGAUUGCCGCCACGGGCUCGAUUGCCGCCACGUCGCCCGUGGAGAC